Plasmodium inui San Antonio 1 is the source of this 8208-nucleotide messenger RNA. RefSeq names its product serine/threonine protein kinase. NCBI's taxonomy places the organism in Eukaryota, Apicomplexa, Aconoidasida, Haemosporida, Plasmodiidae. Gene Ontology annotation, biological process: protein phosphorylation. Gene Ontology annotation, molecular function: ATP binding; protein kinase activity. The record is from RefSeq and is a predicted model, not a curated record. The transcript is spliced from 6 exons. The coding region runs from base 1 to 8208 and encodes 2735 amino acids.
AUGAAAUUUACUUCUUUUAUGAAGAAAGUUUUUAUCUUUAAUGUAGUAAUUUCUGUUUUGAAUAAAUAUGUAAAAAGGGAACCCCGUGAUUUUUCCUUUUUUAUAUAUUCGUUAAAAACAAAGGGUUCUCAUAAUGGGGAUUUUAACAACGGCGAUGAAUACACGGGAGAGACCAGUGGUGGCGGUUGUCAAGAAGGAGAAAACUGGAACGCGCCUGUUACCAACGCUGCGGGGAAUAACACGAGCAGCACUACCGUCAGUAGUAGCGGUGGUUCUGUUGGCAGCGGCAUCCCUAUCAGCAGCAGUUCCAACAAAAUAAGCACCAUAAGCCACCUAAAUGCAACCAUCACCAACUUCUUUUCAAACGCGCUGGCGGAGAUAAUUAGAAAAACACAGGUUAAGGGAAGUCACCAAGAUGACAAGAAGAAGAAAGAUGAAGCCGUGGAAAAUAAAAGAAUACCAAUAGUACAUACCUCCAUCGAUGAUAUUAAAAGAUUUUCCUAUGUCAAGGGGAAAAUGAAAUUGAUCUACGUCAGAUCUUUCUACGAUAAUGAUGGUGAUAAUGACAACAAUCUCAAAGAGUUAUAUGAGGCAAAGUUCCAAUUUUACAAAGACAGAGUAGUCUAUGUUACGACCUUUGCUUUGGUAAAAAAUUCCCUAAGCCACGAUAUUAACCAAACAGAAAAAUGGUUCAAUACCUCCAUGAAGCUUUUACAAAAAAAUUAUUAUAAUAUAACCCUAAGGUGUAAUCCCAUAAUGGAAACAUCCUAUGGAAGCAUUUCAUUUAGCUCAGAGGAACUGGAGCGGUUUGAAGCAUUAAGAAAGGCACUGAAAAAAAGGGUUAACAUAACACAUGACAAUCUUUAUUACAACUUGGAUAUAUUUAAGAGUGCCAAGAGGAAAUACCUCCAGCACAUGAAUUACAGUUUUGUGGAUCCCAAUUUUAUGAGCACCGUAGAUGCAAAGGACGACCAUUCAGAUGUUACGGAUGCUUUCAAUCUAGACGAGGAUCUUCUGAACAGUUUAAGUCCCUUCGAUAAAAUGAAAUAUGUGUCCCACAGGAGAAUCAAAAAUAGUCAUAAGAUAGUGUGCAGCCUUGAGAAAGACCUUAAGAAGGUGGAAGACCGAUUCAUCGUGUACAAUUUGAUACGAGACAACAUAAUCGAAUCGGAAGAAACUACCGAAGUCAUCAUUUUUGAGACGAGCAACAAUGGAAUAUUCACCUACGAUGCUAAAUACUCCAAAGAGAUUAACCUGUUAAGUAACAACUUUGAGAUAGAAAUAAUGAUGGACAGUAACUCAUUCGUAAACGAACAUGAUAAGUACUUCUACUUAAAUAAGUAUCAUUCUGUGCACUUAGAGCUCCAAAAUAAGGGCAUAAUAAAAUAUGAUUUUAUUUACACCUGGUUAUCUACCUAUUUCAUCGAUAGUCAUAAGCAUAGAUUCUUUUAUCCCUCUCUUUAUCUGUCCAAACAGCAUGGCAAUUUCGAUAAUGGGUUAUAUGGGAUCAAUUUUUACAACCCUCAAUAUUAUAGUUUCUUCGAGAGGGUACAAAGUAGUUAUGCCCACUUGGACCGUGGGAAGAGAAAGGCGGAUAGUGACGUGUCAUAUGAGGAAGUAAGCCAGGGGGACCCCACAAAGAGCAUUCGUAACGAUAACAAUUUAUCCUUUUUUGAGCUAAACACAACUCUACAUAAUGAGAACGUUGGAAGGGGGAGUUAUGGAAAAAUGCCAGGAUCUGAUAGCAACAACGUGAUGGAAGGCGGAAAUAACCAAGGCAAUUCCUCAUACGGUGCUGACAAGAAUCGGAACCAUAUGGAAAGUAAAGGUCCUGAAAAUGAAGGGGGGGAGGAGAAAAGUGCUUAUGAUCCUUCACAUGCCCCUUCUUCCACUCCUGGUAAUAGACAAGGUGCUAACGAUAUGGACUCUAAGAUGAAUGCCAAGACAGAAAAAAGAGGAAAUCACGUGCCACAUAAAAAUGUUAACGUAAAAAGUGCAAAGGCAAGAAAAGGGGCUAAGAAUGAGGCAAGCAUAAGUGACACCGGUAACUCCUAUCUUGACAGUGUCUUUGGAUACAUGAAAAAAGUAAAAGAUAUCAUUUACGGGGAUGAGGAUAAUGAGUCUUCCAGCGAUAGUUCUUAUAAAACUUCUGAUAAGCGCCAGAAAUCAAAGAUUUCGAAACAAGGUAAGCAGACGAAUAGGAAUUCCAUAUUUGAUUUCUUCACAUCGGAUGACCCGAAGGUAUCCGGGAAAAAAAAGUCCAACGAGGACAUUCAGAAAAUGAAGGACAAGCAUAUAUCGAAGGAAAAACUCCCGCCAGUGGAAGACCAAGGCAGAAAAGCAGUUCCAUCAAUGGAGGAAUCGAAUAAAUACUCUAAAAAGCCAGCCAUCGAUCAGCCAAUACCCCCCGUUCCAACGAUGUACCACGAAAAUGUUCAUCCAAAGCCCACGGACACGUCUACCUUUGAAAGAAAAUAUGGCGAAGACUCUGAGGACUACUCCGAAAGAAAGUCGAAUGAAUAUGUGGACCAAAACACGGAAGAAUCAAAUGAAAAAAAGUACGACAAAAAUGGGGAGGAGGACUAUUCUGGAAAAAAACCGGAAGAGAAUUUUGAAAAGAAGGCAGAAAAAUUCUUUGAAAAAAAAAUGGAGACUCAAGUGGAGGAAAAGGUACCCCACCAAUUUUCUGAGGACCCUUCUGACAAAAAAACGGAAGAUAAGAGUAAACUAUAUGAAGAUCACAAAUACGAUUCGUUAAUCCCAUUUCUGGAUAAAAUAUUUCAUGAUAAGACACUCCUAUCGAAUGAGUUUCUCAACAGUGACCAUUACGACAGGGACGAUUCUGAUCAAUCCUCCUUGGAGGGAAACUCAAGUGACCAGUCUAAUGAAGAUUCUUCUCGUUCACACGAUCGAUUUCAUUCCUUACCGGAAGGCACCAAAACGUUGGCAGGCAAUUCCUACGUAUAUUCCACCGACACUGAUAGGAUACAUGUAGGAGAAAACGUCGAUGAAAAUUUAAAAGACAAGCUUUCUGAACAGCAUGAAGAUUUUCCAAGGUAUGGAGACAUACUAAAAAGAUACCCAAGUAGAAAAAUUGUGGGAGUGAUUCAAGAGGAGGCACAAAAUAUGUUCAUUCUGGACUGGCUAUAUGGGGAUAACAUUCUAUGCGUGCUUAGAUCCGCACUAUACAAAGAGUUAUAUUACAAUAUGGUACGGGAAGAUUACUUCAAAGUUUUGAAUAAGUUUAAAUUUGCAAGUGAUAAGGAAUUUGCCAUUCUGUCUAGUGAUACAAAGGGGGUAACCAUGAGUGCGGAUUUUUAUCCUCAUUUUUCGGCCAUAAAAUUCUUUUUUAAUGACAAAACUAGUGACAACUUUGAGAAUGAACUUCAGUCGUAUCUUUUGAUCAUCCACUAUUUGCUAAAUUCGUACAGUAGUCCUUGCAAGGAUUACAAAAAUAUUAAAUAUUUUUACAGCGCAGAUACGUUCAGUGUGAGUCACUUAAACUUUCUGAGUGACAAACUACUAGCGCUGCUCUCCGAAUGCGCGUUAGAAACUAUGAAUUGGGAUAUCCCCACAGGGAUCAUAAGAAAAAAUGAAAAUGACAUAAAUAGGACCAUUUUCAGUAGAGCCUUAAAAGAUGUGAGCAGAAGUGUACAUCACUAUGCGUUCAAAUAUAGAAUGAUAAGCGGAAAGGAUGCAGUUCAAUUUGCCAUGAGUAAUUAUACCAUGGUGGAAGACGAUUACAACGUUAAAUAUGAUUUUUUCCUUAACAUAACCUCUAGAGUGUUCUAUUUGCACGCUGUAGGUUUGAUCCAUGGGAACAUCAAGGCAGAUAACUUUUUGAUUCAGGAGAACGGACAGGAUGAUAAGCAUUUAAAGGUCCUUCUAAGGACAUUUAACGACACUGUGGAAGAGGGUGCUUAUGGAAAUUUCAAAGGAAGCGCAAUUUACGCAGCUCCGGAAAAAUUAGAAUCCUACUUCAAUACCAUCACGUAUAAUUUAAAAAGUGAUGCUUUUUCCCUGGGAUUGAGUUUAGCUACUAUAUUUACAAAAGAAAAAUUUAUCUUGCAAAAGGUCGAAAGGAAGUUACGCUAUCCCGUGGAUAAAUACAUCCUCAGUCUCAUUAAAAGAAACCCCAUGGUGUUGCUAUGGCUCAAAUCGAUUAAUCCAUUUUUACGCAAACGACUAAGUAUAUUUAAAUUUAGAUCCUACUUGAAACUUAGCGUGCAAGAACUAGAGAGAAGACUGUCCGAAAAAAGUGUCUACAAAUGGUUUGACGACAAAUUCCAAUUUAUUAAUUACGAGGAGGAAGACAAAUUGCAUAUUCUUUUUAAAAAAGCGGAAGGGAGAAAUGUAUCCGAAUUGAGCAACAACUCAUCCAAAAUGAAAACGGAAGAACAGCACAACGGUUUGGACUCCUGUUUUUUUGGUUACACUCAUUCAUCGAGCACAGAAAAGGCAGGCGACACGCACUCGCCAAAGGACUCCUACUCCUUUGAUAUGUUCAAGGAGGAACCUUCAUCUAGUGACGAGAAGGAGAGUAUUUCUUUUUAUCAAUUUCCGAUGGGGGUAAAGCGUAGAAGGGGGUCUACACGUGGGAGAAAACAUGGUGAUGGUAGAAGCGGUGGUAGCAGUGACGGUAGCAGAGAUGGUAGCAGUGACGGUAGCAGAGAUGAUAGCAGUGACGGUAGCAGUGACAGUAGCCGUGAUGGUAGAACCGUCCAAAGGAGGAAAUUCUACUUUUCAAGGAUUUCCAAGCACAACUUUGGGGGACGUUCCAGCAGAAGGAAUAAGAAGUUCCGGAAAGGGAAAAAAAGUGAUAAGGAAAAUAUUCACAAAAUGCCAUUCGGUAGAAAUUUCGAACACAAAGUGAAUUACUCCUCUCUAGAUGCACACAUUAGGAAGAAUUAUAUUAACGCAUGUUACUAUGUUAAAAAUAGAGUUGUGGGGACUGCCAUGAAGACGCUGUCUAUUGAACAUGAGGCUUAUAGGGCGGACCUAUUUGACAUGUACCUACUUAACAAGGCGAAAUUAACCUAUUUGGUAGACAAAGACGAUAAUGUGAAGAAUUUAAUGUCCAUUUUACAAGGUUUUUCCAGUCCAGACUGUAGAGUAAUAUUGAACGAUAGAAUAUAUGGAAAAUGGUACAGCGUUCGAAAGAUGGUUCUUCUAAAAGCUUUGCUUUUUUAUGGAUACUUUAGCCUCCACGAGAGAUUAUCAUACGAAUUUAAACUAUACGAAUUGCAGAAUUUCCCACUCAGCGAAGAUAAUAAUGAUACUUUUGAAACAGUUGUGGAGAGAUGCAUGGAAAGGGAACACUUUAGUGAAUUCAGUAACUUACUCUUGGCUCAGUACAUCUAUGAUAAUUACCACGAGGGAAAUCAAUACACGAGCAUAUUCAUAAAUUUCUACGCCGUAAACAAAACUGUGUACGAUAUAGACACCAACAAGGUAACUAAUCUGAUGAGACGGUACAUAAAACAAAGCCUUAGCAACAUUGACUUCAAAACUGCGGACAAUUUUUUACUCUAUAUGAAGAGAAAACAACUGUACCGGGAUGUGGAUGGGAUCGAAUUGGCCCCACUAAAAAUGGACAAGUCAAAUUAUCCCGACCUCCACGGACAGAAAGUCCCUCUCAUAAAUUCCUUCGUCCUAAAAAUAGACAAAUUUGUAAUCAAAGAUAUGAACAUAAAUUUGGCCGUUCUUCUAAAUAACACCUUUUGGGGGAUGAAAAAUAAGUGUAAAUGCGUCAACUAUACUCAUCUCCAUGUUAGAAGGGGAAGAAGCGAUUUACCACAUGGACAUGUAAGUGGAAACCAGAUGAUAGAUCUGCACAAACCUCUGGGUACUGUGCUGAGGGAAAUUAUUCCAAACUAUUUCGACAUGAACAGCCACCCAAAUGAUCUGCUCUCCUGGAGCACAUUCAAACCGAGCAAGAUCCACCUAGAUAUUGUCCUUCGAAAUAGUUUACAUUUAAUAGACAGGAGUACACUAAUAGCUUGCUCCAAAAGGCUAAGUAAAGUGGCACCUGUGUACUCCCCUAAGAUUACAAGUUCUCACAAAAGGGAAAUGAUGAAAAUUAAAGUGGGACUGGGGUCAUCAAAAUAUUUUUACUUAUCUUUUAAUAUAUCUGUGCUUAGAUCAAAGGAAAUAACCUUGAAGAAUGUAAUUUAUUUUAUAUACAGAAAUUAUAAGUCGAAGCUUGACAGAAAUGUCACGUAUAGCAAUGUAGGAGGAAAGAAAAGACGAAAGAAGUUCAACUGCCUAGCGAUGAGUGAAAAGAACACCUUUUUCUACAAUAACGUCACGGGGAAUCUGAUCAAAGAAACUUCCCUCAAUAGAGUCAUCUCCGCUUUGUACAAUGUUGAUCUGAUGGAGCCCUCUUACGUUAUUAAGGCCGCCCUCAAUUACUACAACAAUAGAGGAAAAAAUUCCGUCUUGUUAAGGCUCGUAACUGUUUGUAAUUACGUUCGUGAGAGGAGGAAGGGGAGUAAUGCGAGGGAAUCGGAGUUCGUUUUGGAACCGUCGGCUGGAGUGUAUUCGGAUGAGUCAGGGCAAACUAGCAACGGAGAACAAGUAAAAGUGGAACGGACAGACGCGGAAAGGACAGAGGAGAAAAGCAGAGUCGCCGAAAGCAAAUACGUAGAGAGCGCAGACGAGAAACGAACAGAAGCGGAACGAAUAGAUGAGGAACAAGCACACGAUGAAGCUACAGGUCUUGAAGAGGAAACCGAUGAACCCACAGAUGUGGAUCCCGAAAACAGUGAACCCACAACUAAUGAACGCCCACAAGACGAAAUUACAUUUGUUGAACCGCUACGUGAUGAAAUUACAAAUAGCGACGUGCCAACUGAGGAAACUCCAAAUCCGCAACCCCCGAAUAAGGAACACACAAAAGAUGAACCCACACAUGAUAAACAGACAAAUCUUGUGCUCUCUCAAAACGAGUCGUCCUUUCUGCAAAGGAAAAAAAAUGUGAUAAAGGCAAUCAAUAAGGAUGGUGCCUAUCACUACGGAACCGUGGAGUGCCUGCACUUCUUACAUAAAAAGGUCAUCAAUUUUUUCCAUGACAGUAACAUGACAAAUGCGUUCGAUCAGAUAGCCAUUCCCUCGGAGUACACAUAUAUAAAUAAAAAGAAGAAAUUGAGAAAUGGAAGAUUCCAGUAUAGUACAAAAACGAUAAAUUUUAACAUCAUUUCCAAUGUGAUGAAUUUGCAACGAUAUGAAAAGGAAAUGUACACCUUGGUCGAUUUUAUGAAUUUAAUUAUACAAUGGUUGGUGGAGCAAAGACCGUUCCAUAUUAAAAACAAGUGCAACUUUUUAUCUUGUUGUAGCCACAGCUUACAAUUCGGGAUGGUCUUAAGCAUAACCACAGAAAGGGGAGUCAGACAUGUUCUAUACAAAAAUGAUCAAGGUCUGAUGAAAUUUCUCUUUUAUAAUAUAUUGAAAGAUCACCAGUCAAGGCGGCACGCCUCCGACCUUAUAGCAUCCGCAAUUAAGUUAUACAAUUUGAAGGUGACCUUUUUUUUAAGGGAUGAAAUUGGAGUUAUAUUUCCAGACCUCCAAAGUUUGGUGAACCCUCCGGAAAAGAUCGAGUCCCUCCCCCCGUUCACGGACUGCUUAAAACAGCUAAAGGGGAAAAAUGUGACCCUGUAUGGCGACGAGGCAAGCCAAGGAAUUUACGUCUCCUUCAUAGUAAAAUUUGUAAAUAAAAACAUUAUGUACAGAAUAUCGAAGGAUACGUUUAACAAAAUAAUAUACUACUUUAAUGACGAUGAAGUGAGCAAGAAUAAGGGGCGGAAUUUAAACAACCAUGUUUUGUCAUCUGUCCCCGAAAUUGAGGACAAGUUUCGGCAUGUGUUUUUAAGCGAGCUAAGCUACUAUGUCAACAUCUCCACUGAGUUAAAGAAAAGGAACAAAUCAUUUCCGGUUACCAUGAAUCCAAAAUUUUACGAAAUAUUAAGUCAGAAAUGUAACCUGCAUGAACGGAACUGCUCCUACGCUGUUGAGGAAAUGAUUAGCAACGUCAAUGGAACGUUUAGAGAACCCGUUUUUGUUGUUAAAAAUGUAAUCACGCUCAUUGGCAGAAAAAUACGAUGCGCAGAUGAGGGUGCAUUUGUGCUCCAACGGACCCAUGUGAUGAACUUUUUCCUGAGAAGAAGAAUCCGUGCUGUUUUAAGCAGAAUAAAGAACACCAUAGUUAGUUAG